Ornithodoros turicata is the source of this 2473-nucleotide messenger RNA. RefSeq lists its product as uncharacterized. The coding region runs from base 76 to 2361 and encodes 761 amino acids. Gene Ontology annotation, biological process: protein processing. NCBI's taxonomy places the organism in Eukaryota, Metazoa, Arthropoda, Arachnida, Ixodida, Argasidae. Gene Ontology annotation, cellular component: plasma membrane. Gene Ontology annotation, molecular function: metalloendopeptidase activity. The record is from RefSeq and is a predicted model, not a curated record. The transcript has 3 exons.
UGGGCAGCGCACGUGUCACGUGAAGAGUGUCAUUCGACUCGUCUAUGUCUAGCGGGGAACACACGCGCUCCGGACAUGAACGGCAACCCCACGUCGAGCGCAGGCAUGGCCGUUUCUCAGCAGGUACCUGCUGCCGUCAAGAGUCCAGCUGGGGAAGUUGCGGCCAAAGCGAAAAAGUCUGAACGGAAGAAAAAGCGGAGCAAACCCAAAAGGACCGAACCAUCUCAUCGCCCCGUCGGACCAUCAAACACUGGAGCGCCAACAUUAGACCUCACAGGGCAAACCCUGGAGCCUGCCGGAGCGUAUACAGGGGAGCGAGCUUCCCUCUCGAUGGGUCUUGAAGCCACAGACGUGCAAGAGAAGGACAAGCAACCCAAUGUUGGCACCCGAAGUGCAGACAGUGAGCUCGUGAUGGAAUCGGAAGAAGCCCCUACAGGAUACCCUGGGACCAUAGCGGAACAACCGAAGAGAACCAGUGCGAGGAAUACGCGCAUUUUCCUCCUCUCCGCUGUCGGUGGCGCUGUCCUCGUCAGCGUACUAUUCUACUUCCUCCGGAACAGCCCUUGGCAUGGUGCUCGCGUCACCGGCGAGCGUGACUGGUGCGGAUCUUCAAAGAACUGCCACGACGCUGAAAGGUUCUUUGAAGAUAUCAUCGACUGGAACGCUAACCCUUGCACUGACUUUUACCAACAUAUCUGCAACAGGUGGACGAAGCCAACGCGGUUCUUCAACGCCUAUUUAGACGAAGUCUUGCACGAGCUCAGGAAUGAUAUCUACGUCCAGCUUGACCGAGUCAAAGACAAUCUGGUCCACCGAGACGCAGAACAAGCGAUGUCUGUCUUCUUCAAAAGCUGCAAGAAAUUCAUUAUUGAAAAGAAGGAACUGCGACACCUUGUAAACGACGCCGUCACGAUACUUCGGGUGAACGUCUCGCUGUGGAAAUCCACCACGUCGUUCCAGGACAUCUUUCCGGAAGUAGUCCGCUUGGCGCUCGAGGGCGCACCAAGCGUGGUCCAGAUAAGGUACAAAAGACCCCGUAUAGAAGUGUACUUUGACAUGGGCCCCAGUCUCUCAACAAUGUACGGGCAUGCCAUGGACGACAUGCUUCGGACAUACGUACAAGAUGUGAUUAAAUUCUCUGGAAUGGACGUGGGCGUAGACGCGACUGGCUUGGACCAACGGUUUAGCGAGAUGUACGCGAGAGCGAAGAAGAGGUUGUAUCUGCGUUUUCGCAUCUCUCAACUGAAGAUCGGCAUUGACCCAGGUAUCAUCGUACAGGCCUUGAGGAACUUUCUUCCAAAAUCUAACUUCGAAGACGCUUACAUUCGCGUUCAGAAUCUUGGCGUUAUUCGAAACGCAUUCCGAGAACUCUCCAAUCUUGGUAUCCAGGAGAGAAGCACGUACCUCGUCCUCCUGGCAGUCUCCCACCUUCUUACCCAUGACUUUACGGCCCGCUACAACCUCUUCGAAGGGACCGAACAAAGAGAAUGUCUCAGGAUUACGAGCGAAUAUUUCAGCCGGGCGUACUUUCAGGCCGUCGUCAAUCACUUCCUGCCUUACAACGCAGACAAGGAGGUGUCGACCAUGGAAGCACAUAUCCGAAGACUCUUGCUGGAUGGGACGAGGACAUCGUCUCUCGUUUCUCCCGCAAGCAGAGACCGAGUGGCUCGCGGAAUAAAUACUGCCGUGGUCUGGCUGGCAGGAGCGAGGACGGAUGUCUCCAGAGAGACAGCCUUUCAGUUCCUCGACCGGUCAUUUAUUUCGAACGUCGCGAUGUUGCUGAAGGAACACGUUGAACUGCGAGACACCGAGGAGGACAUGCCGCUUUCGCAGUGGCAGUACAACGGGACCUUCGGGUACGUGAUGGAGAAGGGGAUUGUAUUAACCGUCGCGGUGUUACGUGGAGACAUAUUUUACGGCGACGACAGCUCUCGUUUGAACUACGCGACGGUCGGAACGCUGCUCGCCGAAGGGCUCGUGCAAGCGGGACUUGAUGGAGUCGUUUACCCGCUGGCCGAAUCGGAAAUCGAGGAUGUCAUAUUGUGUUACAAACGUCAUAUUGGAGAAGCGGGGGCGAACGCGACGGACGCAGCCGUACGAGAACUGGUUGCUUUGAAGUUGGCCUUGAAUACCACCUGUGGCGUCAACAGAGGGGGCCUAAGUGAGGAAGAUACGAAGAAGAGCGACCAGAUGUUUUUUCGAAGAUUUUGCCUGAUCAAUUGCGGACGUCCGUCGGGACAUCGGUAUGUUCUUCCCGGAAAGUUCCGUUGCAACUUUGUACUUUCCGAGAGGCCGGAGUUCGCGAAGGCGUUCGAUUGCUCGCCCAAUACGGACAAGUGCCCGUCUUCAGGCCAUUUGUGACUCGGGGAAUCUGUUUCAUAAUGAUGAGAGUGAUUUACACUUGAAAAGAAAUUGAAGUAGUUCCCAUAAAAUACCCUAAUAUACCUUACAAUAAACAUAUACACAAAGAACA